AUGAAUAGCUAUGCCUGCUCUUUCUGGUCGCCUGACUACAUUUCUGGAAUAGACAGGCUUUCACGCCACCUGCUGCUUUCCCUCGGCCAGCUCCACGAGCUACGCAAGUUUGUCUUCAACUACAUGAAAUAUUUCCACACUAAUGGGGAGUAUCUUUCCAAUCUUGCCGAAUCGUCCUACCCAAUAGACAGUAGCUUCCGUACGUCACGUGGCCCUAGAGGGGGCCGGGUUGCGAGCGGAAUCCGGCAGGCUUCCAGAUCUGAAGAUCCGCUGAUGUACGAUAUGGACUAUGUUUUUCGCCAGUUUGUCGAGAAAACCCGCAAUGACCUGCUCCUUCAUCAGAGGGUGGCCUCGGAGAUUGACCGGCUUGUUUUGGAGAAAAUCACGGCGUUUUUGAAGCAGCACGAGCCCCAAAUUAAGAUACACGUGUCCGAUUUGGCCGAUCUUUUUGACGAAUUCAGGCUGUCUUACGAGGCCGUAGAGACAAUCAAACGAGAAUACACCACAAUUUAUCGGCUCGGAGAGUUCCUGCUUAAGCAGCCGGAGGACCAGAAUAUCUCCGCAAAUCUUGAGGCAGAAACAGACACUCCACUGCCCGAACCAGAGGAUGAAGAUCCCUCAUGCGCAUCUGGAGACAGCCUUGGAACUGGCUUUCCGUUGGUAAUCACAAGUGAUUAUCUGUUUACAGAUACCCAAUCGUUCACUGGCUUUGUGGCUGCAGUUGUGAAAGCUGUUCCCAUCACCAAAAGGAAAAUUCCGCUCCCAGGGCACCGCAACGAGAUGUUCUCCAGCGAGCAAUUGUGUGGUAUCAUGACAAGGGAAAAACCUCGCGGAUUCAAUCCUACGAGAUCAAACCUAGAAAAACUUGGCCAGGUUUUGUUGGACAUCAAAGUUCUAACGGGUACGGGAUUUUUUGCCAAGAAGUUCAGCAGCGAGGGAAUGUGGUUUGAAUGGUCUGAUAUGGCCAUUGCGAUGUCUAGAAAGAACUCAAACAGUACGUUGAAAGAAACGCCGCUGAUCACUUCCCCGAAGUUAGAGGACAGGUGGAAUUCAAUGGCAUUUUCCACGACCAAGAAGUUCAACGGGGUGUUCAAAACGAUGCAGAAUUCUCUCUCGAUGGCCAGAUUUUCCGAAGAGGACUUAGAGAACUAUGAGAAAAAGUACAAUGAAGCAUAUGUGAUCUUGCAGAAACAAAAACAUCUUCUUGAAAUGAGAAUCCUGAUGGCUUCGCAAUAUAUGGAGAAGUUUGAGAAGUUUAAGAUUGAGCUCGUUUACCAAAGCCUUACAAAACUAGUACAGGUUCUCCAAACCACCAAUUCCCAAUUUGCAACGGACCUUUCCAAGUUUUGCGUGAUGUUUGUGAACAAGUUGAACAAGCCUGAAAACUAUUCACUAGAGUUCAAGAAGGGGUUGAACACUUUUGGCACUGGCAUCUAUUUCCCAUCUCUUCUUGCGCCUGAUCAGCCAAAAAACAGACACGUGAGCACAUCACAACUUAACACAAACUUCCAAAACAUAAAGCUCAAUUUCAACUUGUUUAAAGACAUUCCACUACAGGCCAAGAUGUACGAUAUACAGCCAGAAUUUCCACUCAGCUUGCAUUCGAUUCCGAUUUUUAUGUUCGAGACGAUCAAAUCUCUAGACAGGUUCCCGCCACAGAAAGUGAGAGAUGCAUGGUCACUGCCAAUCAACUACCAGCAAUACUGGCUUAUGAAAGAUACUUUGAUCAGCGAGAUUCAAGAGUUUCAAGAAGAAAUUUCGGUGGUUCGUUCUGCAGAGUUGACAUUGUUGCUGAAAGCUAUCAGGUUUCUUGAAGAUAAAGACGUAUCCCGGCUGGUGAACUUUUUGAAAAAUUGGCUUCUCGAGAUAAGCGACUCCAUUAUACCAUCCACUGUCCAUGAGUCACUCGUUGCGACCUACAAAAUCACCAGAGAUGGCGACGAAGCAAGCACACAGAGGUUGGCAGAAACCUUGAAGAUUUUAAGCGCCAUGCCCAGAAGCAACUUGAGUUCUCUUAUUCACAUCUUGGAACAUAUAGCAGAAACCUUUGAGCUUGAUCUUCUCGAAAGAUCCGGAAACUCGGACAUUGUCAUGGAAGCUGUACCAAGUAUCAGCGAAUCCACUCUCAACAAGCUUGCUUCUAAGUUGAAUUCGUUCGGAGCUAUAGGGACCAUCCCAUUUCUCCAUCUCAUCAUGAGACCAUCGGUAGUAAAGAAUGCCGGUGGGUAUCAUCCACCGCUCGAGCAAUACAACAUGCUUCUUGGAGAUUUGCUUGCGUUGAGUACUCGCCGAAAGCUAUUUCAAGCGCUUGUGGCAAGUGAAGAGCAGUUCAUCAAACGUCAAGAGCAACAAAAGCAAAACCUUGGCAUCCCUAAAAUUCAGGAGCCAAGAGAGCGAUCUACGUCUGUGAACAAACAGCCCAUUCCGCAGAUUGGAAUCCGGGCACUAAUAAGUCCCAAUGCUUUGAACACCGAGAGUUUUGAGUUGCGGCCGUUCCGCACUGGUGCCACACCCAGGCCUUCGCCAUCAGCGUCUCCAGUGACAAAAAAGCCCAGGGAUUAA
Molecule: messenger RNA, 2562 nt
Organism: Metschnikowia bicuspidata var. bicuspidata NRRL YB-4993
Lineage: Eukaryota; Fungi; Ascomycota; Pichiomycetes; Serinales; Metschnikowiaceae
Exons: 2
Coding region: 1-2562 (853 amino acids)
Biological process (GO): signal transduction
Source: RefSeq, a predicted model, not a curated record